UUUAAUAAGUUUGGAUUCAUGGCUGGUUGUGGUUUAUUCCUUGAAGGUUUGCAGGAAGGUUAUGGUCUUGCAACUUUAUUUCUCAGCUUGCGAAUGCUCUAAUAAUUGAGGGAGACUAUCAGGGGUCAAUUUCCACUUUGCAACAAGGACUAAAUUGUGCAUUGGAGAUGUGUUAUCCAGAGUUACAGAUGUUUUUCGCUACUUCAAUCUUGCACGUGCGAGUUGUACAGUGGGAUAGCACAAGUCUGGUAGAGGAAUCUGUUAACAGAUGCCAUGUGAUAUGGGAAUCUAUUGAGCAAGAUAAAGUAAGCCAAAAUCUUUAUUUAUUCUCUUGCUUUGCUGCUCUUUUUCUUAGUAAGUCCAUGUCAAUUCAACUCAUCAAAUGUUACUGAACAUCUACAAUGUUU
This is a messenger RNA of Olea europaea var. sylvestris, 407 nucleotides long. RefSeq names its product sister chromatid cohesion protein SCC4-like. Bases 168 to 392 code for a protein of 74 amino acids. The record is from RefSeq and is a predicted model, not a curated record. Lineage: Eukaryota; Viridiplantae; Streptophyta; Magnoliopsida; Lamiales; Oleaceae. The transcript is spliced from 2 exons.